Messenger RNA from Spodoptera frugiperda (fall armyworm), 3076 nucleotides. RefSeq lists its product as uncharacterized. Lineage: Eukaryota; Metazoa; Arthropoda; Insecta; Lepidoptera; Noctuidae. Gene Ontology annotation, molecular function: protein binding; 2-oxoglutarate-dependent dioxygenase activity. The transcript is spliced from 12 exons. The record is from RefSeq and is a predicted model, not a curated record. The coding region runs from base 106 to 2136 and encodes 676 amino acids.
AAUUUUUGGUUAUGGCAGGCGCCAUUUUCAAAUUUGUUUGAUCGAUCACUGAGAUUGUGAUUAUAUUUUUCUAUUGGAAUAAUGUAUUAAUUGAUAGAUUUCACCAUGAAUACUUCAAAAUUAACUGACCUUAAGGAGAACGAGGAAAAAAUACGAAAACAAGCGAAGAAAUUAUUGCGACAAAAAACAUCCGAAAUCUUAAAGAAACAAACGCAUUUGUUUAUGCAUGAAAAAAGUCUUACUAAGAUACCUGUGCCUAAGAACCCAAAUCAAAUACUUUACGCGUAUUAUCAUAACAACCAAUUAACAAAAAUUGAAAAUAUUGAGUUACUCUAUAACGUUACCCAUUUACAUUUGCAAUGGAACAAAAUCACCAAAAUGGAAGGUUUGGAAUCCUUGCAUUCGUUGAAAAAAUUGUAUUUAGGUAACAAUAAAAUCAGCGUCGUAGAAAAUUUGGAAGGGCUCAAGUAUUUGGAAGAACUGCACAUAGAAAAACAGAAUUUGGAUGGCCCUGAUACGUUGUGCUUUGACCCUAGAACCCUCAUUUACAUUGGUGGCUCCCUACGAAUACUAAAUGUAUCGGAAAAUAAAUUGACUGAUAUGGCUUGGGUUAAGCCUCUAAGACAAUUGGAGGUGCUCGUAGCUAGAAAAAAUAAUCUAGAAAACUACCAAGCAGUAGCUGAUGACCUAUGCACAUUGCUGAGCCUGGUGGAAAUCAACUUCUUGGGAAACCCUAUGACCAGGAAACAUCGGUAUAAGGAGACUAUUAUUGCAAGGUGUUCUCAACUACGUAUUCUCGAUACUGUAGCAAUUCAUAGUACGUCCAAAACUUUUAUGCGAAACUUUGACAAGGUUGUUCGUUUGCGGCAAUUGCACGAGAAGAACAAAAUUGAAACAACUCGCAGGGGAGCCGACGAGUUCUUCGAUCUCAACAUGCUAUCAGGACCGAGAGCUCAAAGUGCCCUUUCUAUAGCUGAAUUUUCUAACCAGAAACCAAAAGUUACGGCGUUUGAUUCAACUUAUACCUUCAUGCCACGUGCAUUCUGGCGAAUGCGGAAAACGCCUUCACCUCAUGAAGGUAUAGCCCCACCGAUGGAGCCCCCACCGCCACCGAAACAGCCCAUAAGCGACAACGAUAUUUUCCCCAUCAAGGGAAUAUUGAAGAAACCUAUGCCGAUGAAAUAUAUUUCUUUAUAUUUGGGCAAUAGUAUAGCAGAAACAGGUAUUCUAGAGCCUAUGCAAUUUCUCAGAGAGUAUGUUUCUAAGAAUAUACCCGUAGUAAUUCGUAACGGUUGUUCCCACUGGCCGGCUGUCUCAAAAUGGAAUGCUGCUUAUUUCAGAGAAAAAAUACCAGAUAAGAAUGUGGUAGUGGCAAUAACUCCAAAUGGCUUGGCUGAUGGUAUCACAAAGAAUGAGAAGGGUGAAGAGUACUUUGUCACACCUCAUGAAACCACCAUGACUAUGGCACAGUUUCUAGAUGGAUUGGACGAGAAAAGAGAAAAUUACAUCCAGUACAUUCAGAAACAGAACUCCAACUUGACCACCGACUUUCCUGAACUCAUGGAAGACGUGUACGCAGAGAUACCAUUUGCCAGUGAAGCAUUUGACAAGCUACCUGAUGCUGUCAACUUCUGGAUGGGUGACGAGAGAGCUAUCACUUCUAUGCACAAAGAUCCGUACGAGAACAUUUACUGCGUGAUAGAUGGGUAUAAGGACUUCAUUCUAAUUCCCCCCACGGACCUACCCUUCGUGCCUUACAAACGCUACCCCCAAGCAGAGUUCAGAUACACAGAUAACAAGUGGGAUAUUGUACCAGUUGAGACUGUCAACAUGGUGAAACCAACAAGUGCAGAUAUUGAUAUAGUUCAGAAUGACGACUUCAUUCAACCCUCGGGGCUGCCUUGGAUUAGUAUAGAUCCGUUAUCUCCAAAUUACUUUAAAUACCCACAAUUUAAGAGGGCCCACGUGUAUUCGGUGCGUCUGAAGAAGGGGGACUGCCUUUACCUACCAAGUCUAUGGUUCCACCACGUUAGACAGAGCCACGGUUGCAUAGCAGUCAACUACUGGUACGACAUGGAAUUUGACGUCAAAUACUGCUAUUUCAAAAUGCUUGAAAAACUCUGUGGCAAUUAUUGACUAGAGGAAGGCUCCCUGUGUAUAAUGUCCAGCAGUUGUCUACAUGAUCAGCAAGGCAGGAGUACUCUCGAUGCCUCUAGUGUUGUUGGAGUACUUAGGCUGCGGUGACUGCUUACCAUCAAGUAUAUUUGUAUAAAUGCAAGCAAAUUGUGAUUGUAAAAUCGAUAAGAAUUGUAUGUUUAACUAGCUACUUCCGCGUGGUUUCACCCGCUCUGCUUGGCUCCUAUUGGUCAUAGCGUGAUGUCAUAUAGCCUAUAGCCUUCCUCGAUAAAUACACUAUCCAAUACAAAAAGAAUUAUUCAAAUCGGACCAGUAGUUCUGGAGAUUAGCGCGUUCAAACAAACAAACUCUUCAGCUUUAUAAUAUUAGUAUAGAUAUAUCAUGGAUACUCUUUCUUUAGAAUGAGUGAAAGACAUAUAAAUAACUAGCGACCUACCUCAGCUUCGCAUGGGUGCAAUGGUGAUAUAAUUAUUAUGCAUGUAUUAUACAUAUAAAACACACUAUUCAAAAAACCGCAUUAAAAUCCGUUGCGUAGUUUCAAAGAUUUAAGCAUACAAAGGGACAUAUUAAAGUCGCUUUCUCUGUCCUGUAAUGAUAUUGAGCGAAAAAAAAAAUGUAAAGCACUUGAAUUAGGCCAGUUUAAUUUGCCCGCGUUAUGUACACUACAGUAAGGCUCAACUUUAAUUUCUAAAUUCUACCUAUUGUUUUCCCAAGUCUAAUGAAUGAAGAAGUGCAUGAGUGAAACAGUGAAAAUAUUGUUAUAAAAAUAUACAUGUAAACUGUGUUAAAAAAAUAGUUUUUAUAUUCGGGAUCCCGAAGAAAAUGUAUGGCAGAAUGACAGAAAACUUCAUAAGUCAUUAUUAAUUAUUUAACUUAUUUACAUAAUGUACAUAAAUUAAUUCGUUUUUAUAUGGACUGUUAAUAAAACUAUCGUGAAUAA